This is a messenger RNA of Theobroma cacao (cacao), 791 nucleotides long. Its product is annotated as FKBP-type peptidyl-prolyl cis-trans isomerase. Lineage: Eukaryota; Viridiplantae; Streptophyta; Magnoliopsida; Malvales; Malvaceae. The record is from RefSeq and is a predicted model, not a curated record.
AACAGUUUUUUUAUAAAUAAAAAUAUAAAACCCUAAAUAAAUAAAUUAAAUAUAUAUAAAAAAUUGGAAAAACGGAGAUUCGGUUUCUUACCCCGCAGGAAUUGAAGUGAAGAGCAGAACAACCAGCGAGAAUGUCGGCAGCGCUUCCACCACCAGCUUCAUCUCCCAAACUGACAACAAGUUCAUUCCCAUCCCCACGCUCACUUCACCAAGCGCCAUCAAAGCUCCAAUUCUCCAACAUUCCACGCGCCACUCCCGAUUCCGACUCCUCGACCGAACCGGAAUUAUCUCCCUCCUCCGACUCCUCCACCUCACCCGACUCCGACCCAUUCGAAUCCCGCCUCUCCCAAGUCCGCCUCCGUUACCGAAGCGGAACAGGCAAAAAAGCGGAGCGCCGGAAAUCGAAGAAAACCGGGUCCGUAUCCGGAUCCACUUCCUCUUCCUCCUCCUCCAUCUACCUCCCUCCGGUGCCUUUAAAAGAAACGAUUUCAAAUGGGGUGAAAGUGGAUUUUGGGUUUAGCCCAUAUAGCGAGAGAAUAAACGGACGGAUCGCGAUUCUCGGGUUGACCGCUUUGGUUUUGGUGGAAUUGGCUACGGGUAAGAGUGUGAUAAGUUAUCAUACGCCGGCAAUCAUCUUGAUUCAGAUUUAUUUCGUAGCGGCGGUUGGGGCAUUGUUUGUUAAAUAUGAGAAGGAAAAAGUUAGUGUUUGGCCUCCUUCUCAAUCUUCUUCACCCAAAAAUUGAAAAAAUCUUUGAAAUAUUUGGGUAUAAUUUACUUUUUCUUUGUAAUGU